Linum trigynum is the source of this 945-nucleotide messenger RNA. The record is from the annotation of a GenBank genome assembly. NCBI's taxonomy places the organism in Eukaryota, Viridiplantae, Streptophyta, Magnoliopsida, Malpighiales, Linaceae.
AUGGCGAAUGACGAACCCAGCACUGCACCGGAGCCUGAUCGCUGGUAUGACCUAACCCUAGGCCCUUCCUUCAAAGAUCAGUCCAAGUUCUGUACCCUCCGCUAUGAAUUCAAGCCGGCUUCCAUUGAUAAGAGCCAGCCAGGAGUGCUCCACAAGGAUGGCAACAAAGGGGUGACGGUGGAGUACAACAACAACCAACCUGGGAAACCCAAGCUCAUCUUCCAAGGUGUGAGCGACGAGGAUUACAAAGAGAACGACGCCGUGCUCUUCUUCGAUGGCCAUUCCUUCCGCCUCGAACGCCUCCAUCGCGCCGUCAAGCGCUUGAAACAUGUCCGGCUGCCCGGCGAGGCGUUGGCGGCUACUCCUCCUUCUCGACAAAUGUCGGUUCAGAUGAUGGAACAUAUGAUUACUAGUGGGCAGACGCUAGCUUCUGAACAAGAAGAAGAAAGGAGUGGGAAUGACUUUUGUCUUCUUCCUCCAAAUCCAUCAGCCUCAUCGCCACCACAUCGGAAAAAGAACGGAGGUGGAGAGAUCAUGGAUACAAUGCUUGACUGCGGAUCUGAAGAAGACAUAGACAUAGUCAAUGGUGAUGAUGAUAACAACAAUGAUUCUGAGACAUCCAACAAAAACAAUGCAAGUGGAAUGAGGGCACAUGCGCUUCUGGACAUUGAUAUAAACUUGCCACAACAAGCUGAAACCGACGAUGAGAUUGCUGAAGUCGAUAUAAGCGAUGAUGACGAUGAUGAGGGAAAGGGCCCUAAUGCAGCAGAAGCCCUCAAGGCUCAGGUGGGUGUACAAGACAGGAAGGACGAUGUUGAUGAUGAUUGUCAAUCUUCUAGCUCCGGCACUAGCAGUGAUAGUGACAGUAGCGGAAGUGAACGAGGAAGCAGUAGUAGCAGUCACACGGAGACCACCAGUGAAGGCAAAAUCUCCCCAUCAGAGUGA